AGACUAGGUCUACUGGAAAUGGCUCGCUUCGCUCGCCCUUCCAGGCUGGUUUGCUUCGCAAUAGAAUAUAAAAAUAACGUAAGAUUCGAAACAAGACUACCAAUAUUCUUACGCAAUUUUUUCAGCACGUUUUUUAUACGUUACAUUUUCACAUUUUUUAUUAGGAAGUCGCCCUCGAAUCCCGGCCUCGAAUGGCAUUUGUCUAACUCGAUAACGUUAAGCUGUAAGAAUCAAAUUCCAUGCUAGCUGGAGUAGCUGACAUAUGAUAAUCCAUUCAAGAUGGCUGACGGCCCUCCGAAUCCAUCAGAAAAUAGUGGGAUUUUAUCUCAAACCUUUUUCUGUUGGCUACUUCCAUUCUUCAGAUAUGGCUACAACCACACCAUAGAGCAACCUGAUCUCUACCGGAUAUGCAGCGAAGAUGAUUCCAAUCUUCUUGCUGAUAGACUAGAAAGGAACUGGAACAAAGAACUGAAAGCAUGCGAAGGCCAUCAUAAGAAGCCCAGCCUUCUCCGAGCUUUGAUUAAAACAUUUUUGAGGCCGGUGGCCUUCUCUGGGGUUAUAGUAUUCUUUGAGGAAUGUGUCUUCAAGCUCCUUCAGCCCAUUAUCCUCAGUUACCUCAUCACCUACUUCUCCCCCGAGCCGGAGAUCACGACCACUCAGGCUUACAUCUGCGCUUUCGCAAUGGCCCUGAGCGGCGCUGCAGCUACCGUCAUGCAUCACCCAUAUUUUUUCAAGAUGCAGAGGGUCGGCAUGCAAGUCCGCAUUGCAACGAGUGCCCUGGUCUUUAGAAAGUCAUUACGCCUCAGCAAUUCAGCUCUGGGAAAGACCACAGUCGGAAAGCUGGUUAAUAUCUUAUCAAGCGAUGUCAAUAGAUUUGAUGUGGUAAUGCUCUUCCUUCACUAUGUGUGGAUUGGGCCUUUGCAGCUGAUAGUCUUACUAAUCAUACUCUUUAACAACAUGGGACCGUCGUGUCUGGUCGGCUUUGUCAUCCUCAUCUGCCUUGCCCCUCUUCAAGGCUGGAUGGGAAAAUUGUUCUCCAAGUUUAGGAUCAAGACUGCGAUGUUGACCGACGAGCGGGUGAGGAUUAUGAAUGAGAUCAUCUCCGGGAUGCGCAUCAUCAAGAUACAUGCAUGGGAAUUCCCCUUCUCAGACCUCGUCAGGGAAUCAAGAAGGAAAGAAAUUGCCAAAGUGAUGCGCUCCGCCCAUCUCCGUUCUUUCAACAUCGCAUUCUUCAACCUGGCUACCCAUAUCAUAUCUUUCUCCACCUUCACCGUGUAUGCCAUGACCGGCCAUGUUCUCACGCCGAGCAUCGUCUUCCUAGCUAUCCCGCUCUUCAACGCUGUCCGCCUCACCGUCGUUCUCUUCAUACCAUACUGCAUCAUGUAUGGGAGUGAGGGGCUUAUUGCUGUUAAAAGAAUACAGGAGUUUUUGAUGAUGGAUGAACUGAAGGCUUUAAAACACGCAGAGUCUGACUCCUCCAUCCCAUCUGAUGCCAACUUACCCAUCCCAGAGCAGAUCGGAGAACCACUGGAUGAGAACGAGAAGAAGGAUAGAAGAAAAGAUGAGGACAGGGCGGAGGCCAUCGACGAUAAUGACGUCACGGUUGCCUUCCUACCUAACGACAACAAAGAAAAGGAAAAGGGAAAAUAUAUGAAGCUCAUGAAUGAUAAGAGGGAGGAAGAGGAGAAUGGAAAGGAAGAUCAAAGAAAGGAGAGGAAAGAAAACAUCGACGACGAUGACGUCAAGGUAGCUUUCCUCGCCAACGACAACAAGGAAAAGGAAAAACUUGCCGACGAUGUUCCAGAUGGGAAAUACAUGAAGCUAAUGAAUGAUGAGAGGGAAGAAGAAGAGAAUAAAAUGGAGGAGCAAAGAGAGGAGAAGAUAGAGAACAGGGAAGGAUUGAUAGAAGAGGUUGAGGAGAUUCCUGAACGUGGAGAAGACAACAGCGACAUCAUCCUCAGAAAUGUAGGGGGAUCUUGGGAAGUCAAAGAUGAUGAUGAUGGAGAUGAUAAAGUUGGUUUCAGUUUGAAGGAUAUCGACUUUUCUCUUCAAGCCGGAGAGCUGGUAGCCAUCAUUGGACCGGUGGGCAGUGGGAAGUCUUCCCUUCUCAUGGCCAUGAUGAAUGAACUGCCAACCCAGACUGGUGAUGUGAUUAUGAGUGGUAGAAUAGCGUACACAGCACAGCAGCCAUGGGUGUUCUCUGGCACGCUGAGAGAUAACAUUCUCUUUGGCAAGAAGUUUGACCAAGACAAGUACAAGGAGGUCCUGAAAGUCUGUGCGCUCAAAACGGACAUUGCGCUAUUACCCGAUGGUGACCUGACCCUCGUUGGGGACAGGGGCAUCACAUUGAGCGGAGGUCAAAGGGCAAGGGUCAGCCUGGCUAGGGCAGUCUACCACGAGGCCGAUGCGUACCUACUGGACGACCCUCUGAGUGCAGUGGAUACAGCCGUGGGAAGGCAUCUAUUUGAUAAGUGCAUCAAAGGCUAUCUUAAAGACAAGCCGGUUGUUCUUGUCACUCAUCAGUUGCAGUAUCUGGAUGCUGCAGACUACAUAGUCGUUCUCAAAGAUGGUGAAAUGGUAGCAUGCGGAAGCUACAUAGAACUACAGACUUACGGGAUAGAUUUCGCUGCUCUCCUCAAAGAACACCAAUCUCUACAGCAAGAAGAAGUACUCUCUCGGACCAGCUCAGUGCAUUCAAUCCCAGGAUCCAUUGCAACAGAGAUCAAUCCCCAUGUUGAUGAUAUUAUUCUCGAAGUUGAUGAAAAGGGAAGAUUUAUAGGAGAGUAUUGGAUGAAACAGGCUGAUGAAGGUGUACAAGACAAGCAGAAAGAGACCAAGUCAGAAGGCACAGUGGCAUACAAAGUCUAUGUAAAAUACUUCAGGGCAGGGGCAGGUGUGAUUGGAUUCUUCGUCUUCAUGCUCUUCAAUAUUUGUAGCCAGGCCUUCAUGAACCUCACUGACUGGUGGUUUUCGAGGUGGGCAUUCGCUGAGGAGAUGGCCUGCGCUGAGUUACUGAAUCGGUCCUGCACAGUCGAUAGGGUCCUACCGAAUCAAACCUUUGUGGAUGAGAUGGAUAUAGACCGAUCGUACUAUCUUCAAAACCUCUCCAUUGUCCUCUGUCUCUUCAUCUUCUUCUGCUUCAUCCGUUCCUAUCAUGUAUUCUUCAUCAGCGUCAAUGCUUCCGCCAUUCUUCACAAUAGAAUGUUCGAAGCCCUCAUCAGGGCCCCAAUGCAGUUCUUUGAUACAAACCCAAUAGGGAGGAUAUUAAAUCGGUUCUCUAAAGAUAUUGGCUUCAUGGAUGAGCUCUUGCCGAUAACCUUUGCUGACUUCAAUGCAAUCUCAUUACAAACCUUGGCAUUCAUUAUCGUCAUAAGCAUAUUCAACCCGAUUGUUCUCUUAUUUACUGUGCCGCUUUGCGUAGCAUUCAUCCUUGUCAGGCGCUACUUCCUGGCCUCUUCUAGGGACAUCAAGAGGCUGGAAGGAAUAACUCGUAGCCCAGUUUUUAGUCACCUCUCUGCCUCCCUUCAAGGGUUGGUCACCAUCAGAGCCUUCAAGGUCCAGGAGGACUUCAUCAGGCAGUUCGACGUCCACCAGAACACCCACACCAGAACGUGGUUUCUCUUCCUCAGCACCACCCGUUGGUUUGGCAUCAUGCUGGACUGGAUGUCUGUCACGUUUCUUGCCGUCGUUUCCUUCUCUUGCGUAGUCUCAGCCGAUCUAUUUGAGUUGGAUUCUUCUUUGGUUGGUUUGUCUCUCACGUACUGUCUUAUGUUGAUGGGAGCCUUCCAAUGGGGUGUUCGACAGAGUGCCGAGGUAGAAAACUUGAUGACCUCAACUGAAAGGGUUAUAGAAUAUUCGCAGCUGAAACCCGAAGCUCCCCUGGAGAACGAGAAAGAGCCCGAGGCUGAUUGGCCAAAACAUGGCAUCAUCACUUUUGAAGACGUCUCGGUCUCCUACAGUGAUGAUGGACCCCUGGUCCUGAAGAAUCUAAGAUGCUGUAUACGAGCUGAAGAAAAGGUUGGAAUCGUUGGUAGAACGGGAGCUGGUAAGAGUUCCUUGAUGGCUGCCCUCAUGAGGUUAACGGAGCCCAGGGGGAUCCUGAAGAUCGAUGGCAUCACCAUCACAGAGAUAGGUCUUCAUGCCUUGAGGAAACGCAUAUCAUUUAUACCACAGGAUCCUGUAUUAUUUAGUGGGACUCUUCGCAAGAAUCUAGACCCUUUCAACCAACAUACAGAUGAUAAUAUAUGGAACGCAUUAGAGGAGGUCCAACUCAAGCCAAUCAUUGAGGAAAACUCAGGAAAACUUGAAAUGCGGAUGUCCGAGGGAGGGACGAACUUCAGCGUCGGUCAGCGGCAGCUUGUCUGCCUAGCGAGGGCGGUAUUACAUCGGAAUAAGAUCCUGAUCGUGGAUGAAGCCACGGCCAAUGUAGAUCCUAGGACUGACCAGUUGAUCCAGUUGACCAUUAGGAAGAAGUUCAAGCAGUGUACCGUACUGACCAUCGCACACAGGCUCAAUACAAUCAUGGAUAGUGAUCGUGUUCUGGUGCUGGACCAGGGUCGCAUCAUAGAGUUCGAUGAACCUUACGUUCUCCUGAAGGACGAGAAAAGCCUCUUUGGAUCCAUGGUAGAGGAAACGGGAAAGUCCGAAGCUGCCAAGCUCCUGUCAGUGGCCAAGUCCUGGUACUACGAGAGAAACCCUUCCAACCCGUAUAACUUUGACAUGGAUGGUGGCCUUGGUUACGGCUUUCCUUGAAAGGUCAACGGUGAAGACGUCAUGGAGUCAUCGAAAGAGGUCACCAAGGUAUUUGGCAAUGGAAAGAGAAGAUCAGGGUAGUUAGCUUGUUGCAAAGAAGCCUGCAAGUCCUGCAGAUGCUUAAGCAUGAUGUAUGCAGCUGAUUUGGAGGUCAAAGGUUAUAGGUUACAAGGUUAAGUUAUCACAGGGUCACAUGAAAUUAAUAUAAUCAGUCUUUCUGAUUAUGUAUUAGAGGGACCAGAUUCAACUUCAAGCAGUUUCGCAUUUGAAAGAUCUGCUGUGAAUAAUCAUUAGGUUCCAUCCUAUUGAAAUGUCAAAGGUCAUUACGCAUCAUGGUCACAGACAAUUAGUGAUGGGAACUUUUGUGUUUCUGUAUAUAUUAUCAUUCACUUGAUAUUGAUCUUUAAUAGCAAGGGUCAUUGUCAAAUGAAGGGAUAGAUAAAGUAGGUAAAGGUUAAAAAAUCCUCAGAACUCUUUUUUAAUCACAAAAAUUUGUGAGCAUGAGUGUCUAACACAAAAGAAGAGAAAAGAGGAUGAAAUGAAGAAUUCUCCAGAGCUGUCUGUCUGUGUGAUAUGUCUGACCUGAGGUCAAAGGUCACUGAGCAAAAAAAAAUUUUAUCUUCAUUUGAGGCUUUCGUAAGCCAUGGAUCUUCUUAUGUUGAGAAAUCUAGGAAGCAUCAGAAAUUUAGUACCUUUAAUGGAUGUUUCUUUAAGGGAAAGAUAUGUUUAACGUUGAUGUUAGCCAGUUAUUAUUUUAGUAAGUUGACUUCAAACACUGUAUAUAACUUACAAAGGAAAAUGUGAAUUUAAGAAUUUUUUGUUUUGGUGAAGAAACUGACCUUGCUUCCUAUAUCGACUGCUCUCCUUGCCUUCUUUUAUAUGCAGUGUACAAUGAAAUGUGUAUCUUUGCAGGGACUGAAAAUAUUUAUUCUUGCCAAAGGUAUUUUUAUCAUGAAUCCACGAUGACAUUGUACAUGGGUAAGAUACAAACAGAUUGAUUUGAGAAUAUGCUGCACUACUCCUCUUAUUCUUGUUAUUAUUUUUGUGGCAUUGUCAUCCCAUACUUGCAAAGAAUAUAAUACGGAUAACCAAAAUUUUGCUCCAAUGUUAUAAAGACUUUUAUCCAUAUUUUCCACUCUCCACCCAGGUGGAUUAAGUAGGUACACUGUAUGACAUAAUUUUUGUUAAUGCUUGCGCACUCAAUCAUGGUAAAAUCGGGGUAACAAUAUGAAGUAGGAGAUAAAUGUUGCAUAUUAUUAUUAUUAUUAAAUGUACUGACCAAACACUUACCAAAGAUAUCUUGGAUGCAAGUACUUUGAUAAACAAACUACAUGUAGCACAGCUAGUAUUCAAAAAUUAUUUUCUCAUACCCUGUCAUUUGGGUGUAAGUUAUUUCACAUAUUCUAAUGUAAACCCGAUUACAAAAAAAAGGGAUCGAUUCCAGUUCACAGUAUUCCUAGUGUUGACUAAAAAAAGCUUUUGUUGAGUUUUGAUAAAUCUAUUCAUUUUCAAAGUUUGACUCCAUUGUUGGAAAAAAAAUGAAAGAACACUUCUUAUCAGAGAAAGAUGAGAUUCAAAAUCUGAUUGAUAUGGAUAAAAUUUACUUGGUAUAUAAAAACGGGUCCCUAAAAAAUUAAUUAAGAUUGGACAACAUAAACAGGUAAUAAAAAACAGGAUAAGGGGAAAAGGAAAACAAAGCAGAACAAUGAAAUACAAAUCAAACAUCAAUAAUGCAGAGGCUUAAAAAUGUAAAAAAAGCAAAAAAGCAACCUAGUAAUAAAGUCAACAACGGGUGGUAAUUUAUUUCUUUUUGAAGUUACCUUGCGUAGACAAUCCAAAGAUAAUAUAUGAGUCUGUAUUCACCAUUCAAGGUACAUGUAAGCUGUAGACUACAGAAUAUUAUCAGGUUAAGUACAUAUGAAAUUAAACGGAGAGAAGAGGCCAUGAAAACAUAUUUUUCCAAACUUAUGUACCCAUUAUCUUUACACUGGCUGAAUGGAUUCCAUGUUUCAUCUUAAUCUGCCAUUCCUGAAUAAAUGUAUGUAGAUGUAAAUGUUUUUUUUAAUGUCAGUUUUUUUUGUCUUGAUAAUUUAUCAUCAUUGGUAUUUAUAAGUGUUGGCAUCUUGAACAAACAUUUAAUGACCAAUAACGGCUUUUUAGCUCAUUUUAUAAUCGUAUCAUGGCCUGUAAAUAUGCUAAAUGUUUGUGCACUGUCAUUCUUUGGUCCUGUCAGCGUGAUCAUCCUAGAAAAAAGAAAUAUGGUGCUUUUAGCUUUCCAUAGUUAGAUUUAUUGGAUCAAUCUCACUCCUUAGCCCCCCCCCCCAAAUUAAAAAAAGUGAAGACCGAUCGAAGACCACUGAAAGGCCGAAAAACUGGCUGUCGCAAGGCCUUUCGGCAGAUCACUGAAAUUAGUAAUCUCAUGUGGAAUGCCUAAGAAAAACCCCUUUAAAGACUUUUAGAGACUGAUUGACACUUAUUGUUUUGCUGAACUUAGACUAGUCUUACAGUGAUAUUUCAAUGGUCUUUCAAUAGCAUUUCAUGAGUUUUUUCCGAGAUCUUCUGGCAAUCUUUCCAUGGACUUUUGCUGGUCUUUUCAAUGAUCGUUCAUUGAUCUCAGAUGAGUCUGUUAGUGAUCUCUCUCCAGAAAAGUUUGAGAGAUUAUGGAAAGACGAAGCAGAGACCACCACUGAAAGCUUCCUGAAAGACUGCCUAAAGGCUUUUCUUGAACAGUUAAAACAUUUUUUGGAGCCCAUGAAGACCACUAAGCUGUUGGAAAGAUUGGUUCAGAAUCGUGUAAGACCGCAGAGACCAUUGAAAGAUCAAGCAAGUUUCUUGGUCUUUCAGGACUCUUACAGCAGUCAUGCUCUCUGUGGAAUGGGGGUUAAGGUGAGAUAGGGGGCUUCGAUGAAAUAAAUGUGUUUAAAUAAUCCUUGAAGCACAGUUGCCAUAUGAAAAGCUAUGUUAAUUUUUUGGGGCUGCAUGUAGUUUUGAAAGAAAAAUGAAAUCAUUGCUAUUCAAUUUUGAACUAGGUAUGGUGCUGUGCAAUGUUUUCAUGAAUGUGCUUCAUCUUCUUGCCCAUCAUUACAGAGUCGCAUGAUAAUCAUUUAUAUAAAUACCUCUCUUUGCUUUAUGCAUUUAACCUUGUGGUUCUAGAAGUUUAUCCGAGUUUGUCAAAAAAAGGAUCAUGAAAAGCUCAUAAAUGAAUUCUUACUUUACGUAUUUUUUGAUUUGUUGAAUGAAGUACAUGUAUCAACUCUCGGCACGUGACCUCAUUACCAAAUUCUCCUCACCAAAUGCUUUGUUUUUAUUUCAUCAGUGGCUGAAAGUAUUUAUGAAAAUAUAUUUAAAAAGAAAUUGUACCAUUUGUUCAAGUAAAUUAUUCUAGGGUGCUAAAUAUUUGUAUAGGAAGUACCUAAACUGUAUGAUGUCCGGGCAAAUCCAAGCAAGGGGUACAAAGAGGUUGAACGUUCCUCCUAUGAGAACUGCCCAUCAAACAUAUAUAUUGAUGUAGCCGAGUCUAAGAAAAUUGUCGUCUGCGCCCCCUCUAUUUCAAAAUCCCCGAUCCGCCACUGCUUGUGGCUGGAGGAAGAGAAGGGGGAGGAUAUUUUUUAAAGAGGAAUUACUGUCUUUUGUACAUAGCGACUGUUUUCAAUGUAAGUGUCAUCCAAAUAUAAAAACUUUUUUUUUAGCAAUUUCAUAGAGUGGUCUUAAUAGAAUUGAAUCCCAAAAUACUGGCUUACAUGUACAUGUAUAAACUUGUAUUACCAUACUCAGUGUUGAAUUAUAUGUGAUCAUCAAACUUUCUUAUUAGGUAACAAAUUAUUUUUGUCUAAAUCCUUAGAAAACUGAUCAUGUCAAUGUUUAAUGUAUUACAGAUUACAUGAAAGGUAAUUAAUGAAGUAGGUGUUCAGAUGAUAUCUAAAUAUUAGUGUAAAUUAAAAAAAAAAAAUGUGUACAAUG
Molecule: messenger RNA, 8712 nt
Organism: Lytechinus pictus (painted urchin)
Lineage: Eukaryota; Metazoa; Echinodermata; Echinoidea; Temnopleuroida; Toxopneustidae
Product: ATP-binding cassette sub-family C member 4-like
Exons: 28
Coding region: 280-4752 (1490 amino acids)
Biological process (GO): transmembrane transport; monoatomic ion transport
Cellular component (GO): plasma membrane
Molecular function (GO): ATP binding; ABC-type transporter activity; chloride channel activity
Source: RefSeq, a predicted model, not a curated record